Molecule: messenger RNA, 711 nt
Organism: Solanum stenotomum
Lineage: Eukaryota; Viridiplantae; Streptophyta; Magnoliopsida; Solanales; Solanaceae
Exons: 8
Coding region: 1-711 (236 amino acids)
Source: RefSeq, a predicted model, not a curated record
AUGGCGUUUAAAACUGUUGUUUUUGCUGUUUUCGGCAACUAUUUUGUUGCUUUUAGAUUUUUGGUUGUUGUUCUUUUAGUUUUAGUUUUUGGCUACUAUUUUGUUGCUUUUAGAUUUUUGAUUGUUAUUUUUUUAGUUUCAGACUCAUCACAACAAGCUCCAACAGUUCAAGCACCAUUCAAAAAGCGUAUAGGGAGUGAAUCACAGUCAUAUUGGACUGUAGAAGCAAUAGAUUCAGAAAACAAUGUCAAAAAGCUCAAAGUAAAAAAAACAGAUGUGCUUAAUUUAUCAGGUGAUGAACUUAUUGUGGUUAAUUUUGAUUACCUGAAUGAACCAUUUGGAGAGGCUCGCAACCUUCUUUCAGGAUUGUGUGGAAUUUUAGCAUGUGAUUGCUCUUUAUUUCCAAUCAACUUUGAGAAAUGGUCUAGUGUGCCUAUGUCAUACUUAAAUCGUGUCUUCGAUCAAAAUAUAAAGGAAAUGGGUAGAAGAAAUACUGAAAAUAAAAAAAAACAGAUAAUUCCACACACAGGUGGUUCCAAAGCGAAUGCUACGCGAAGGGAUGCAAUGAUGGCUGAAACUGGAGAAAGGCCUGGACGAGCACAAAUAUAUAUUGCUACUCAUAAAAAUAAAGAUGGAGUAUAUGUUAAUGAAGUUGCAAAAGAAAUAUGCAUAAGUUUCUUCAUGAAUUCUAAUUGCAUUUCAACAAGAUAA